This is a messenger RNA of Cynoglossus semilaevis (tongue sole), 4198 nucleotides long. RefSeq names its product guanine monophosphate synthase (gene gmps). The record is from RefSeq and is a predicted model, not a curated record. Gene Ontology annotation, biological process: GMP biosynthetic process. Lineage: Eukaryota; Metazoa; Chordata; Actinopteri; Pleuronectiformes; Cynoglossidae. Gene Ontology annotation, molecular function: GMP synthase (glutamine-hydrolyzing) activity; ATP binding; GMP synthase activity. Gene Ontology annotation, cellular component: cytosol. Bases 381 to 2453 code for a protein of 690 amino acids. The transcript has 16 exons.
CUUUGUGCUCCACCCGUAAAGCACGGGUACAUUUAUGUGGCGUGUUCCUCCCACUCUGUGACUUAUUCUGGAGCCAGGGCCGAAGAAAGAGGAGGAGGAGGAGAGACCGUGACAGUCCAUCAAAGAGACAGUCUGCCUUUGAAACAGCUCCUGGUUUCAUUCCAACCGCCAAAACCCCAACAGAACAAGAAGUAGAAGCUGAAGCUGACGCUGCCCGGUCCGCUAGAAACUGAAGAACUGAGCCCGGUGUUUAACGGAGGCUCUGUCACUGUCUGUGAGAGCCUCUCUCUCUCUCUCUGUGUGUGUGUGUGUGUGAGGGACACAGAGACGUGGGACAGCUAAGCGGGCGGACAGCUCAUUCCACUACUCGGCGGUCCUCCAUGGCUCUGUGCAACGGAGACAGCAAGCUGGAGAUCAGCAGCACAGAGCAGAAUGGGUCAUGUGAGGGUGCGGUGGCCAUCCUGGAUGCUGGGGCCCAGUACGGCAAGGUGAUUGACAGACGGGUGCGGGAGCUCUGCGUACGCUCCGACAUCCUGCCCUUAGAAACCCCGGCCUUUGCCCUCAGAGAACAGGGCUACAGAGCGAUCAUCAUUUCAGGGGGUCCGGCCUCCGUCUAUGCAGAAGAUGCCCCCUGGUUUGAUCCUGCCAUCUUCACUAUAGGAAAACCAGUCCUUGGCAUUUGCUAUGGGAUGCAGAUGAUGAAUAAAGUCUUUGGAGGCACGGUCCAUAAAAAGAGUGUCAGGGAAGACGGAGUGUUCAGUGUGGGACUGGACAACACCUGUUCUCUUUUCAGAGGUCUCCAGAAGGAGGAGCUGGUCCUGCUGACCCACGGAGACAGUGUGGAUAAAGUGGCCGAUGGCUUCAAAGUGGUGGCCCAAUCAGGGAUCAUCAUCGCUGGAAUAGCCAAUGAGCAGAAGAAGCUGUACGGGACACAGUUCCACCCUGAGGUGGACCUGACGGAGCGAGGCAUGGAGAUGCUGCGCAACUUCCUCUUUGAGAUCGCCGGCUGCACGAGUAACUUCACUGUAGAAAAUCGCCAACAGAGCUGCAUCAGUGACAUUCAGGAAAAAGUGGGGAAAUCCAAAGUCCUGGUUCUGCUGAGCGGCGGCGUGGACUCCACCGUGUGUACAGCUCUUCUGAACAAAGCCCUGAACCAGGACCAAGUCAUAGCCGUUCACAUCGACAACGGCUUCAUGAGGAAGAGGGAGAGUCUGAGUGUGGAGGAGGCCCUCACCAAACUUGGAAUCAAACUGAAAGUGGUGAACGCAGCUCACACCUUCUACAAUGGAACAACAACACUUCCCAUUUCUGAGGAGGACAGGACGCCACGCAAACGCAUCAGCAAGACUUUGAACAUGACCACCAACCCCGAGGAGAAACGAAAAAUCAUCGGAGACACCUUUGUCAAAGUGGCCAACGAAGUGAUCGGAGAGAUGAACCUGAAUCCAGACGAGGUCUUUCUGGCCCAGGGAACCUUGAGGCCUGACCUCAUCGAGAGCGCCUCUCAUCUGGCCAGUGGCAAAGCAGAGGUCAUCAAAACACACCACAAUGACACCGAGCUGAUCCGCAAACUUCGAGAUGAGGGAAAAGUCAUCGAACCACUGAAAGAUUUCCAUAAAGAUGAGGUCAGAGCGCUGGGCAGGGAGCUGGGUCUGCCUGAGGAGAUCGUCUCCCGACAUCCUUUCCCUGGCCCAGGUUUGUCCAUCAGAGUGAUCUGUGCAGAGGAACCGUACAUCUGCAAAGAUUUUGCUGAAAUAAACAACAUUCUCAAAAUCAUCACCGACUUCUCUGCCAGUGUCAAAAAGCCUCACACCCUGUUGCAGAGAGUCAAGUCCUGCAUAUCAGACGACGAGGAGGAAAAGCUCAUGCAGAUCACCAGCCUUCAUUCACUCAAUGCCUUCCUGCUGCCCAUCAAAACUGUCGGUGUCCAGGGCGACUGCCGCUCCUACAGCUACGUCUGUGGCAUCACCAGUAAAGAGUGUCCUCACUGGGAGUCCCUCAUGUUCCUGGCCAGACUCAUCCCUCGCAUGUGCCAUAGCAUCAACAGAGUGGUCUAUGUGUUUGGGUCUCAUGUGAAGGAGCCACCGACGGACAUCACGCCCACCUUCCUGACCACAGGCGUCCUGAGCACGCUCAGACAGGCUGACUUUGUGGCACACUCCAUCCUGAGGGAGUCUGGCUACUCUGGGAAGAUCAGCCAGAUGCCCGUCAUCCUGACUCCGCUGCACUUUGACCGCGACCCUCUGCAGAAGCAGCCGUCCUGUCGGCGCUCCGUGGUGGUCCGCACCUUCAUCACCAGCGACUUCAUGACCGGCAUCCCUGCCACGCCUGGUAACCACAUCCCUGAGGAGGUGGUGCUGAAGAUGGUGAAUGAGAUCCAGAAGAUCCCAGGCAUCUCCAGAGUCAUGUAUGACCUCACCUCCAAACCGCCGGGUACCACAGAGUGGGAAUAGAACCCCCCACCUCGUCAUGACAACAGGACACACAAAUGCACAAACAAACAAACAAACACCACAGAGAUCAACGAGGACAGGUCCACUGCUGUCCUCCUCUUCUGUCCUCCCCCCUCCCUCCCUCCCUCCCUCUGUCACCCCUCACCUGCCCUUCCUCCCUCCUCUCUCUAACAUUCCCAUGGAAGGCAGACUGUACUGUGAUGCCCCCCUCCUUAUCAGACCCCCCCCCCCACUCCUCUCCUGGUCUUAAUAUCUUUGGUGAUUGGUUCUGGUUCUUGUUGGUUAUUGAUACAGUCUUGUUGUUUUUGGAUCCGUGUUCUCUCCUCUCUGUCACCACAAAAGACAAACUGCUGCUUCCUUUAGUGAGGAGUGACCUUCAGAGAACGUGGUGAGAAGCUGUGAAAGUUCAGGGCCUGGACUCCAUGUUGUGCCUCAGGUUAUGGGUGGGAGGAGGAGAAAAGAGAACGCAGCAGGAGGAGGAGGAGGAGGAGACUCUUCAGCAACUGUUUUACCACUUUUUGUUUUCAGAUGUUUUAUUAUCGUAGAAUGUUCUCUGCCUGCGACUUCGCCCUCCAUUUUUUUUUUUUUCUUUUUUCGUUUUCCUCUUCCUGCCUGUAAUUCUGUGCUCUGACGUCGGCGUUGGUCCGGCCUCAGCUGGGAGCCGACGGACGACUUCGUCGACCAAUCAACAAACUUUAAGCUUUUUGUUUUGCCAAAAGUAAAAUAUAGGUUGUGAUAUUUGACGCCGCGGCCUCGUCUGGUGUUUGUGGUCAGCGGGUUGGUGUGUGUGUGUGUGUGCAGCCGUGGGGGAGGUCAGUACGAUGGGUAGCUGUGUGUGUGUGUGUGUGCGCGCCUGUACUGUUUUUCUUUUCUUUUUUUUCUUUCUUUCUUUUCAAGUGUCUUUGUCGCGACUCGACCUGGACGACGUUUCCAGUGAAGAGCCGACCGUUUCUUCUCAUGCUGCAAAAUCGUAUGCUUUUUAUCCCGACAUAAACACGGCAAGUGUAACGCAUAUCUAAAUUUUCUAAUGACAUCAGAGUUUAUAACCACAUUGUGUAAAGUCUCACUUCAUGUUCGGUCGCUCUCCUGUCGUGCAGUGGCAGAUUUUUUGCACAGUUUAUUUUUUUUUCCCCACAUCCAUGAAUUUUCAGUCUCAGACGUCGCCAUCGUGUCCAUUGUUGUCUAGGGUCAAAGGUCACGUGAGGAGUUCUCAGUUGCCAUCGCUGUCACCAGUUUGCUGUCAGUCUUCUCUGCGUACAGUCGGAUCGUUCAGUAAAUGCUAACGCGGCGCUCAGGUCGAUCUGAGCUUCAAAAACCUCCCGUUCUCCUGUCAACGUCAUCACCGUCAGACAUCGUGGUUCUCCUCACUCCUCCAGAGUGUUCUUGUGGCUCCACCCACUGCAUUCCACGUAGUCAAAAUAUUAAGUUUGAUGCAGGAGGUGGUUUUCCAUUCAAGUCAGACCUGCUGACACUGUUCUUCAGGUUGUUGUUGUUGUUGUUGUUGUUGUUUUUUCACUCGUCUCCGUACAGACCAGAUUAUUGAAUAUUUCAUGUUCUUUUUUUUUUGUAGUUGAAUUUUAUUGCAACAUCAAUGAGAUUAAGUUAUGCAAGGUUUGUUUAUUUAGUUGGACAUUUGCUGGUUCUCUUUAGUAACGUGCCUCAAACCAAGCCACUGCAUGAAGGUUCAACUCUGACGACAUUUGUACAAUGGAAAACUGAGCUUUAAUAAAGAUCUCCAUCUGGAA